Perca fluviatilis (European perch) is the source of this 2212-nucleotide messenger RNA. RefSeq names its product somatomedin-B and thrombospondin type-1 domain-containing protein. The transcript has 5 exons. NCBI's taxonomy places the organism in Eukaryota, Metazoa, Chordata, Actinopteri, Perciformes, Percidae. The record is from RefSeq and is a predicted model, not a curated record. Bases 201 to 1010 code for a protein of 269 amino acids.
GAGGUUGAACUCCUGAUGGUCGCAUUGCUUACCACAUAUGAUAAGUGUUAAUAUUAAGACUUUUAAGAACUUUAACUGGACAGUACUUUAAAACACUUUUCUGGUGAAUAACUCCAUACAGGGAUUAGGCUACCGCUAAGUCGUUUUUGCAUAAAAAAAAAAAAACUCCCUGAACGUGUUGAGGUAGCCUACAUGUUGUGAUGGCAGUCAGGAGGAGCAGCUCUGUCACUUUGGUUUGUCUCGGUGUGUCUUUGUUCAUCAUCGGUCCGUGUCAGUCGGGCUGUCGGGAAACAGGUCUGUGUUGCACCGGCCGGGACCCGUCAUGCAUCAGCAAAGGAUGGAGGUCUGACCGGUCCUAUGGCACCUGCUACUGCGACCAAGCCUGUGUGUCCACCCUGGACUGCUGCCACGACUAUGACACAGCCUGCCCAGCGCUGUCCUGUGUAGUGAGCGAGUGGACAGAGUGGUCAGGCUGUGCCGAGCCCUGCAGGGCCACAGUCCGCAGGCGGAGCCGGAGGAUCCUGCAGGAGCCACUCAAUGCAGGCAAACCCUGUCCCCAUCUAGAGGAGCAUGCCGGCUGUGCAGAGUACUGGUCUCAGCAAGGGAACUGCCAAAACCCACUUGUCCCAGCACUGAUUAUUGCGGGUGGCUAUGGCAACGCCAGGAAGAAAAGAGACAUCCCUGACAGCAGCGACAUUAUAGGAAAUAGGUAUUGUGUCCAGUUUCAGUUGACCUCUCUGACAAAGGGAUGCCAGCAGAGUUCAGGCCCACACACCCAGUGGAUGCAGCACCUGAGGGAGGGGCAUCAUGUGUGUGUCGAGUGCCAGCCGCCUGCUCUCGCUGCUGGACAGACACACUGUGCUGGAGAUGGAGAGGAAAACGACGAGGGCAGAAGGCAGUCUCUCCAGUGGCAGGCUGUGGGAAACCCUCGAUGCAGGGGUGUGUGGAGGCGUGUUGGGAGGCUGGAGGCCUGCUCCUGCCCAACAGCCCGCAGCUUCCUAUUCAUCUAACCUCCUCCUUCCUUCUGUUAGCCUCCCGCCUGUACAUAUUUACUCAGAGUUGUGUAUAAAAAACAAUCUGCCAGAAUAAUUAGAAACCAGCCAGAAUAAUAAACACUGGUCGCUAACCUGAUCUAUUAAAGAGUUCUGGUCAAUGCUUAGUUGUGCCUUCUCCAAAUUAGUGCAACAACAUGUUUACAUUUUAUUAAUAUGGCUAAAUGUGUGCCAAUGAAAAUGUCCUAUUUCUUAAUCAGAAUACAAUACAUUUCUUGUCCUUACUGCUCAACAAGAACUUUAAUAUAGUAGUAGUAAAUACAUAUUCCCAUUUUGGUUUGCAUCAAAAACUGCAAAUUAACAGUGAAAUGAAAGUCAGAAAUGCCUAAUCAAAAUGUAAAGUGAUCUGAUUUAUUUCAUUUUAUUCAUCCAAGGGAAAUGUUGCUUUUCUUAAGAAAUAGAAAUAUCUUGGGACAUUGAGACACUUUUUUAACAUGACAAGUACUGGCUUUGUGUGAAUCACAACCAGUCACAACGCCAAAGUUACAACAUGCACUAAACAAUUGAACAUUUAUACAGAAACAACAGCAUAGAAAGUCAACAGGUAAAAAUGUGUUGCUUUUUUUUUUUACAAAACAGACAGCCUGUGGACCUACAAACAACAUUGUAUAAGAGCUGGCUAAGGUCGUUCAAAUAUCUUUUUUUUUUAUUCCCUGGAAACAGUGUACUUUACAAAGACUGAUGGCUUAGGCAAGGUUGGGGUCAAUUCCACUGAGAGCUUUGAACGUAGAAAAAAUAUAGUUAAUGUUUUUGUACUUGGUUUUAAUUUGUCCCAUGCUCUAAUACUGGCUCCUUUUAGAGUGUCAUGUGUGAUGUGUGUUGUACUCCAUCAAGGCAUCCUGAAUCGACCCCAACCCUGUAAUACAGUGUUAGAUUCAGAGUAUGUGGAAUUGGGCUACUUGCUAAAGCAGUGGUUCUCACUGGGUUUUGGAAACUACCACAUGUCCUUGAAAAAGGGUCCUAUGGGGUUUUAACAAAAAAUGAAAAAGACUUGAACCUCUAGCAGUUAAAUUUAGCAGGUAGUGCGAUAAACAAGUUCUAUUGUAGGUUUCAACUAAAUGCAUUUACUGUACAGUUGGGAGUCUUGUUAUAGAACAUUUUGAGAAUCUGUGCUCUUUAUAGUUUGUAUCAAUAAAUGAGAAAUAAAACAAGUCCCUUAA